Molecule: messenger RNA, 1430 nt
Organism: Camelina sativa (false flax)
Lineage: Eukaryota; Viridiplantae; Streptophyta; Magnoliopsida; Brassicales; Brassicaceae
Biological process (GO): protein-DNA covalent cross-linking repair
Molecular function (GO): single-stranded DNA binding
Source: RefSeq, a predicted model, not a curated record
AUGGCAUAUGAUAUUCAAAGCUCUUCGCAUGAUCAAACCCUAGAAUCGAGGAUAUCACCGAUCUUGAUGAAGAGACCUGAACGAGACUCGUCAAGAUUGAUCACUAGUAGUGCUGAUCAGACUGCUAAGCUCUGGGAUGUGCAAUCUGGUGAACAAUUGUUCACAUUCAAGUUUGGUUCUCCAGCCAGGUUCUAUGAGUGGAAAAAGGAAGGGUCAAAAAAGCAACCCUACUACAUCCAUUUCGAGGAUGGGAGGCCUCUCGUAUUUGCUGCUCUUUAUGAUUCUUGGCAGAACUCAGGAGGUGAGACACUUUACACCUUCACGAUCUUAACAACCAGUUCCUCUUCAGCCCUCCAUUGGCUCCAUGACAGAAUGCCAGUAAUUCUUGGUGACAAGGAUUCUGUGGACACAUGGUUAGAUGAUCCAUCGACGACGAAGCUGCAGCCAUUACUUUCACCAUAUGAAAAAUCGGAUUUGGUAUGGUAUCCAGUAACCGCUGCAAUUGGUAAACCAACGUUUGAUGGACCAGAGUGUAUUCAACAGAUGCCGCUUAAGGCUUCACAAAAUAGCUUGAUCUCGAAGUUUUUCUCAACAAAGCAGCCCAAAACAGACAAAGAAACCAAGUCGACAGAUAUCACAGCUGAUUUGAAAGAGGAACCUACGGUUGACAGCAUUAAGAAAAUGGAAGAAGUAGACGAGGAUAUAUCGAAUGAAGCCAGUAAUCUUGGUUUUCAAAAGAUUGUGAAAGUAGAACCAUUUGUUGAAGAUAAAUCAGCGGUUGUAAAGGAUGAAGUUGAGGAGGUUACGAAUGGAGAAGGGAAAUCCAUGAACACUGGUCUUACUAAAGAAACAGGUGAGAGCAAUGCCAGCUUACCGGCUGGAUCCUGCAACCUUGAUUUCCCAAUAAUCUCUAAAGAGGAACCCGAGACCCAAGACCAUCAUCGGUAUACUACACUUGAGGAAUUGAUUCAGCCGCAUGAGGCUGUUGAAGAUAAACCAGGAAACGAAAACCAGAAGACAGAUUUAACUUACCAGACCUCGAAGGAAGGUGGCUUAGAGUUUAGCGAGAAGUCUUCAGGAAAGACUGGGACAAAGCGAGACUACGAGGUGUUCUCAGCUCAAGAAAAGCCACUGAAACAUUGUGAGAGGUUGGAAGAUGUUAAAAGCAGUGGGAGAUCUGGAAGGAAGCAAGGAAAGGGAAAGUCUAACAUCAAGAAAUCUAAAGAGACGCAGUCUACACUACACUUCUUUUUCAAUGAGAAAUAGUUGGUCUCUAGGACACAUCCAUCUAUGAGGAUUAAUGUGGGGCUAGUUUGGUUGUAGAUAACGUUAGAUAUGUAUCGUCGUUUUGGGGAAUGUUGCUUGUAUAUACUGUAUGUUGUAUUUGAUCUUUGAUCUAAGCUAACAGUAAUAGGUUCUUGAUAACAAAA